This is a messenger RNA of Besnoitia besnoiti, 4701 nucleotides long. RefSeq lists its product as uncharacterized. Bases 1 to 4701 code for a protein of 1566 amino acids. The transcript has 3 exons. Gene Ontology annotation, molecular function: protein binding. Lineage: Eukaryota; Apicomplexa; Conoidasida; Eucoccidiorida; Sarcocystidae. The record is from RefSeq and is a predicted model, not a curated record.
AUGGGACCUGUUUCUCAUCUUUACGAGCACGUGACACUCCACAGUCACGAGACGGUGGCCGAACUGCGGGAGUUGUUGGAGCGUUUCCUGAAGCGACGGGAUCCAAGCAACUGCGUGUCUACAGUUCAAGGAACAGCCAGCCAUUCGCCGCCUCUCUCCAGCACGACGACAGACGACGAAAUUGACUCGCUCGCUGUUUUUCUGGUCUCGUAUCUGGCUGGUGCCACGAGUCCCCUUCUACGUCGCAUCUUCCUCCUCUCGUGCCUGCCUCCUUUGCUUCAGACGCGAGCGCCAGUGACGCCUUUGGGCGCUGCGACGCCCGAGACGCCUCCCCACAAAGCGCCUGCUAAAUUGCAUGCUGCUCAGCCGGACUCCGUUUCAAAGCUACUAGGGCCAGGACAUGGCGGCGCAAGUGAGGAAAGGAACAUUUCACCCUCUGCGGCUGACAGACAGUUGUGCCUCCGGCUGAACUAUUUGCCCAAGUCCUAUACUCUCAGUACCGCCCUCAGGCGGCUCGGGAACACCUACUUGGCAGCUGAAAACCCUCUUGCGGCCAUCGCAGUUUACACCGCGUCCCUUCGCUUUCUUUUCUCAGAGAAGACACAGGGCCGACCGCCUCCAGCGGCUGAACUCCUCCGUGAGCGGGCUAUCGUUGUCUCGAACCGCAGCGCUGCCUACCUCCGUCUUGGCCAUGCGCGCGCCGCGCUUCGAGACGCGACUGCGGGCGUGCAGCUCGACCCCUCCUACGCGAAAGCGUGGUUCAGGCGGGCGUCUGCAUGCGCAGCGCUCGCGAAGGCUCUGAGUAUCUACGCGGCGCAGCUUCCCGCAGCGGUAGCAGAUGAUCUUCGGAUCGCUCAGUCCCGGUAUGAGGCUUCGGAACCGCGUUUCUGCGAGAAGAGGAGGUCGGCGCGAGUUGCACUGCGUCGCGCUAUCGAGACACUUCGUACGGAGGAAGCGUGUGCGUCUCGUAUCUCUGCCGAGUCAGGAAAAAGGGAAUCGACGAACCUGAGAGACGCCGCGGCCACAUCCGCAACCGAUCUCCUCGAGCGUGCGGACUUCCGGCUCGGAAGCUGUCCAUGCAGGCUUUCCCGGCAGAGAGGAAUGGUCCAUCGAGGGGCUGCAAGCGAUGGAGUCGAGCCGGCUAGGAUGCGUUGCCGCGGCGGCAGCGAGGCCGCGUCGAGCCUUCCGCCAGGAAGUAGAGGAUAUCCGCACUUCCCAUCAAACGCAGGGACUUGUGGAGCCGCUGCCAAGACGUCUACUGAACUCGAGCGCCCAACAAGCACGGCGCUUGUCAACCCAUACUGCGAUUACUUACACUCUUGCAUGCGGGUCACGAAGGAGGCCACGGAGGGACGCGGAGUCCUUUUGCUCCACGGGCCUGAGCAUGUAGAGAAUGCAGUCGCCGCCGGCGCAAAGAACUCGAGCAAGUCGCCCGAUCUCACCCGCUCCGACGCUCCGUUCUCAGGAGCGGAUCGGCGUCUCCUCCUGCGGGAGUAUCCCGUUGCCUCCUACUGUCUGCCCUCGGCGAACUCACCCGUGCCGUCUCUCCUGCCUCCUCCAGGGAUGCCUAAGGCGGCUCUCCGCCGCGUGUGGACAAAGCGGAGCCCCGUCGCUUCCGCCUGCGGCUCCAGAGCUGUGUGUGCGGGCUGUUUCGCGCUGGUCGACGAGUUUUCGGAGAUGCAGGACGUUGAGGGGUUGGUGGAAAUCGGUGUGACCACGGAUCGGAUGCAGACUCGACUCUGUGCCGCGGUCACCUUAACCAGUCCUUGCCCGUGGUGCACAUCGGCUCUGUUCUGCUGCGCCGAGUGCCGAGAGGCCUCUCAUCACGUGGCUUUUUGCCGUAACAGCUUUGGCGGGCAAGACUCGUGCGCCGCGAGAGAGACGAGCUCUACAGACCGAGACAGAACCUCGGCUCCCGAAUGCUCGGGCGACGGCCGUGGCGGCGGCUCCGCCCUGAGGAGAGUGGGCGAGGCGUCAGCCGCUGUGUUUGAGCACGUCGAGCAGGCAGCUCUCUGCACGCUCUCAGAGGCGAGCUCCUCACCAGCUGGUCAGACUGCCCCGGAACGGCCUCUCUCCCAGAAAAGAGAGCCGCAAGAAGACGCACAGCUUCUCGCCCGGAGUCGCGCACUGCGGCCGAACAGCGAUUCUAGCUUCCGUCCUGCAAAGUCCCCAGACCAGACGUGGUCUACGCAAGAACGGUAUCAGAUGCUUCUCCGCGAGGCAUCCAGGGAAAGGGCACGAGCUGUUGCCAGCAUCCUGGCAACAGAGUUAAGGCCUCCAGGUACGGCGUUAAAGCGAGGGCCUGACCCACUGGAGAUGCCGCAAGAGGAGAGACAAUGUUCCGGGGGGUCGAUGGGGUCGAUGGAGAAGCGCCUGCCAGAAGAAGAAGCACCACAGAGCGUUUCGAAAACUGAAGGCGUCUCUGUCGCCGGAACCAAUCGUGUCGGGGGGGAACAGGAAGAACACUCAGUCGGCGGUUCUCUUUUGUGCCACGACACUCGCACCUUGCGCUCCACUGUGAGCUGGACUGUAGCUCGAACUGCAGGAGGAUGUCUCGAGGACAGCACUCGCCACGUGGCGCGACAGAUCAUGCCCUUUUAUGUCCAAGCUCUCCCACAGCACAAACGCGCUCAGAGCACCCCAAAGCGGGCAAAUGGCUGCGAAGGCAAAGCAGGUGUGACUCCCGAGCCGCUACCAGAGAUCGCAGAAUACUCCCAUGCUCACGCGCACGCGCCGCGAGGGCCUGGGGAUCGCAUGACACCGAGGGAGUCCGCUCGCGGGCCUGCAGAUGGAGAGUCAGCGGACGACGGAACCAGAAGAGAGAAUCUGGCUUUUUUCUCUUCUAGCGCGUGUGCCUCGUCGCGGGUGCCUUCCGAACCUCAAAGACAGGCGGAUUGGACUGCUUCCCGCCUUCGCUCUUUGUCGCGGCACUUGCCUGGCGACGCAGACGCGCUGUGCGACUUCGUCGUAAACGCCGUCUGGAUUGCGGGAGAGUACUGCCUUGUCAGCCGUGUCAAAGCUCUCUCGAGCGUGCGAGGCGAAGGCGUCUCCAAAGAGAACGGAAGCAAAAGCGGAAGACACACUGCAGUGCAAAGUUUUGAAUCAGGGAUGGCCCUCUGGGAGGACGGCUGCCCAGCCGAUUUCGACAUGCUUCUGGGGGCGGCCCUGCGCGCAUACAGCACCGUGUGGAGCAACUCGUUUGGGCUCGCUCUCGUGCUGGACGAGAGCGGAGACGCCUGGCGCCUAGGACGAGGACUAUAUCUCGACUCCGAGACGGCCGCUUCUGCAACUGAGGUCACCCUCUCCUACGGCCCCGUUGCUGGAAGAGGCGGCAACAGCUGGACAGAAAGGCAGGCUGUGCUCCACAAGGAAGCUCUCUUCCACUGCCGCUGCAAGAUUUGCACAGCGUGGCCAUCACUUGUGAAAGAGUUGGGAGAGUGUGGCACUGCCUUCACGGGAGGCAGAGGCCGCAUAUGCCCCCUCCAUCCCGACUUCUUUGGAGGCCUUCCAUGCCCACGAUGCUUCGGCGACUCGAAACUCUUGCGGGAGGUGAAAAACACGGUUCUUGCCGAUGAGUGCACAGCCGCUCAGCGCCAGAACCACUUGAAAGAAGGCUCUGGCGCUGCGAAGGGGGAUGCCCUUCUGGACGCACUGCGUGCACUCCUGAUCGACUUGGCGUCCACACAGCAGAAAACGCACGACAAGAUCGGCAGGCGGCCGCCACCGAGUAUGGGUGCUCAUCCGGAAGGCAGCCUAGACUGUAGGGGCGUCGCGGCUUUGCGGGGAGUCCCUUUUCUGCUGCGAGCCCUGAUAUGUGACCUGAACAGCGGACGAAGUGCCGCAGCACCACGAAGUAGGGAAAACGGAACUGAAGCUCGAUCCGCGUCUCCUUCAACCGGCCACCGUGCUUGUUCAUAUGACCCGCAGCAGCACGUGCGGAGAAGCGCUACCUCCCGCUACACGACGCCCGCCACGUUGGCGGUUCUGGGUCACUCCUGCGUUGCGAUACCCGCGAGAGCAGGGGAGGAGGGGGAGGAUCCAAAAUGGCAGUGCGUUUGCUGUAAAACUUUGUGGGCGGACAGAAGAGAAGUCACUGAACUGUUUGAGCAACCACGCUCUGCGAUGGUCAGAGAUAUCUCGGCGGCACACGCGGCAGUGCAGAAGGCCCUUCUCGCCGCCAGACGGGCACCUGCGUCCCCCCGCACGGGAGGAGAAAAGGAGGUGUGCGCGCUUGACAACCGGUUGAGGGAUCGUUCUCCGGAGUUACCGGCUGUACGAAUGUUGCUUGCUGACCUGCUGCAGGCGGCAGCCUCCGCAACAGGCCAGCUGUCCCACGAGGUGUGUGAAGUUCUUGACCUUCGUGCCAUGUUUGAAAGUACGUGCCCGCAAUUCCAGUGCGAGUCCGGGAACCUGCCAGGGGACGCAGAUCAUAGAGUAGUCGCCUGCGAUUCUCUCCUCGGUGCGACCUGGGUGCUUUCCCUCCGGUAUGCCAUGGGCUGGCGACAGCCUGAGCUAUGCGUAGAGCUCUACAAAUGUGCCUCCCUAGCAGCCAAUGCAGGUGCCUUUGCGGAGGCUGCUCUGCUCAGUCGAGCGGCCUACCAGACUGCCAGAAGGUGCUACGGCUCGCAGCAUGCCCUUCCACUGCUGAUACACAAGCUGUGCGACGCUCUACCGGGCGGAAACGGCCAGCUCGCGUUAUGA